CACUCUGAGAAACAAUAACCAUCAGGCCAGGCUCAGACUGUACAGCAGGAUACAGUUGCUUACCCAGGGUCCUGGGAAACCGGUCCAGCCACGCGACCCUACUGCCAGCCAGCAUCUCUUUUCCCAGCAAAUCACCUCAGAACUAGAGAGCCCCUACUCCAACGCACCCAAAUCUUUUCCAUCAGCAUAGGUGCGCCUGCGCAGCGAGUCUCCAGGGGGUUCCUUUCCAGGGCCCAACCGCCUCUUUUUCCUGUUCCCUUCAGCCUCAGCUCCGCUGGUGCUUUUCCCUUAGGGUUAAUCACAGGGCGCCAAACACGUGGCCACGGGAAGGCUGGGGGAGGGGCACGGCACGGCGCGGGCUGCACGUCAGUGACCUUCCGGACGGAAGUCCGAAGCCUCGGGAGCCGCUGAUUGGUUUUCAGGCUGGCGCCUGUCUCGGCCCCCGCCCUAGUUUCGGGCUGGUUUGGCGCGGAAUUGGGAGACUCCGGGGCCAUGGCGCCGGUGCAUGGAGAUGACUCUGUGUCAGAUUCAGGAAGUUUUGCAGUCUCUCGAUCCCGGCGAGAAAAGAAAUCAAAGAAAGGACGCCAGGAAGCUCUGGAAAGAUUGAAAAAGGCUAAAUCUGGUGAGAAGUAUAAAUAUGAAGUUGAGGACUUCACAAGUGUUUAUGAAGAGGUUGAUGAAGAACAGUAUUCGAAGCUGGUUCAGGCACGCCAGGAUGAUGACUGGAUCGUGGAUGAUGAUGGUAUUGGCUAUGUGGAGGAUGGCCGAGAGAUUUUUGAUGAUGACCUUGAAGAAAAUGCCCUUGAUUCCCAUGAGAAAGGAAAAGAUAAAACACACAACAAAGAAAAGAGGAAUGUAAAGAAGGCUGCGGUGACAAAACCAAACAAUAUCAAGUCCAUGUUCAUUGCUAGUGCAGGGAAGAAAACCACAGAUAAAAAUGUAGACUUGUCCAAGGAUGGUCUGCUAGGUGACAUUCUACAAGAUAUGACCCCUGAGACAUCUUUUACAACUCCACCACCUGUAAUACUGAAGAAAAAACGAUCCAUUGAAACUUCAAUGAAUCCUUUCUCCAUGCACACCCCCAAGGCAAUUCCUUCAGGAAAAACUGAUUCCCCUGUCUCAAGGAAAGAGCCUCCAUUAACUCUUGUUCCUGUUAAACGUGCUCGAUUUGCUGCAGAUCCAGUGCUGGUGCCAUGUCCUACAGCAGAGACAGUGCCAGCCCUGUGUCCACGCAAUAAGGACGAGUCAGUGGCAGUGGAUUUUGAAGAUGUCGACUUUGAUGAGCCCAUGGAAGCUGAGGAGGUAGACUUGGAGCCUGUGGCUGCGAAGACUCGGGACCAAAAGAGUGAGCCAGCAAAAGGGGUGAAAACUGAGGCAGAUCCCCAGAAAGGGACCACGUCUUGCCUAGGGAGUUUUGUCCCAGAUGGCUCUUGUUGGGACAUUGAUCGGGAGGAUGACAGUGGUUUCUCAGCCCAGGACGUUCAAGUGGAUUCCAAUAAUCUCCCGCUGGUAAAAGGGGCAGAUGAGGAGCAAGUGUUUCAGUUUUUUUGGCUGGAUGCCUAUGAAGAUCAGUACAGCCAGCCAGGUGUGGUAUUUCUGUUUGGUAAAGUUUGGAUCGAAUCUGCUGAGACCCAUGUGAGCUGUUGUGUUAUGGUGAAAAACAUUGAGCGAACGCUUUACUUCCUUCCCCGUGAAACGAAAAUUGACCUACACACAAGGAAAGAAACAGGAACUCCAGUUACAAUGAAGGAUGUUUAUGAUGAAUUUGAUGAGAAAAUAGCAGCAAAAUAUAAAAUUAUGAAGUUCAAGUCCAAGAUAGUGGAAAAGAACUAUGCUUUUGAGAUACCUGAUGUUCCAGAAAAAUCUGAGUACUUGGAAGUUAGAUACUCGGCUGAAAUGCAACAGCUUCCUCAGAAUUUGGAAGGAGAAACUUUUUCUCAUGUGUUUGGGACUAACACAUCCAGCUUGGAACUGUUCUUGAUGAACAGAAAGAUCAAAGGACCUUGUUGGCUCGAAGUAAAAAAUCCACCUAUUGUGAAUGGCAGGGAACUUGUAUGUAGUACGAUUAUUGCUGUGUCAGCUUUGGUCCAUUACAGGUUUGCAUUAGAUAAAGCACCACCGCAUCCUCCUUUUCAGUCACACUUUUGUGUUGUGUCUAAACCAAAGGACUGUAUUUUUCCAUAUGGCUUCAGUGACAUCAUUAAGAAAAAGAAUGUGAAGGUUGAGGUUGCUGCAACAGAAAGAACACUGCUAGGUUUUUUCCUUGCAAAAGUUCACAAAAUUGACCCUGAUAUCAUUGUGGGUCAUAAUAUUUAUGGGUUUGAACUAGAAGUUUUACUACAGAGAAUUAAUGUGUGCAAAGUUCCCUACUGGUCCAAGAUAGGUCGACUGAAGCGAUCCAACAUGCCAAAGCUUGGGGGCAGGAGUGGAUUUGGUGAAAGAAACGCUACCUGUGGCCGAAUGAUCUGUGAUGUGGAAAUUUCAGCAAAGGAAUUGAUGCGUUGUAAAAGCUACCAUUUGUCUGAGCUUGUUCAACAGAUUCUGAAAAUGGAAAGGGUUGUAAUCUCAAUGGAAAAUGUACGAAAUAUGUACAGUGAACCUUCUCAUCUGUUGUACCUGUUGGAACACACCUGGAAAGAUGCCAGGUUCAUUUUGCAGAUCAUGUGUGAGCUGAAUGUUCUGCCAUUAGCAUUGCAGAUCACUAACAUCGCUGGGAACAUUAUGUCUAGGACGCUGAUGGGUGGACGAGCCGAGCGUAAUGAGUUUUUGUUGCUUCAUGCAUUUUAUGAAAACAACUAUAUUGUACCUGACAAGCAGAUUUUCAGGAAACCUCAGCAGAAACUGGUAGAUGAAGAUGAAGACAAUGAUGGAGAUACCAGUAAAUACAAGAAAGGACGGAAGAAAGCAGCUUAUGCUGGAGGCUUGGUAUUGGACCCUAAAGUUGGCUUUUAUGAUAAGUUCAUUUUGCUUCUGGACUUCAACAGUUUAUAUCCUUCCAUCAUUCAGGAAUUCAACAUUUGUUUUACAACCGUGCAAAGAGUUGCUUCAGAGGCACAGAAAGUGACAGAGGGUGAAGAACAAGAACAAAUCCCUGAGCUGCCAGAUCCAAGCUUAGAAAUGGGCAUUUUGCCGAGAGAGAUCCGGAAACUGGUCGAGCGGAGAAAGCAAGUCAAACAACUAAUGAAGCAGCAAGAUUUAAAUCCAGACCUUGUUCUUCAGUAUGACAUUCGACAGAAGGCCUUGAAGCUCACGGCAAACAGUAUGUACGGCUGCCUGGGAUUUUCCUACAGCAGAUUUUACGCCAAACAACUGGCUGCUUUGGUGACAUACAAAGGAAGGGAGAUUUUGAUGCAUACGAAAGACAUGGUACAGAAGAUGAAUCUUGAAGUUAUUUAUGGAGAUACAGAUUCAAUUAUGAUAAACACCAAUAGCACCAAUCUGGAAGAAGUAUUUAAAUUGGGAAACAAGGUAAAAAGUGAAGUAAAUAAGUUGUACAAACUGCUUGAAAUAGACAUUGAUGGAAUUUUCAAGUCUCUGCUACUGCUGAAGAAGAAGAAAUACGCUGCUCUGGUUGUGGAGCCAACAUCAGAUGGGAAUUACGUCACCAAACAGGAGCUGAAAGGAUUAGAUAUAGUUAGAAGGGAUUGGUGUGAUCUUGCUAAAGACACUGGAAACUUUGUCAUUGGCCAGAUUCUCUCUAAUCAAAGCCGGGACACUAUAGUGGAAAAUAUUCAGAAGAGGCUAAUAGAAAUUGGAGAAAAUGUGCUAAAUGGCAGUGUCCCAGUGAGCCAGUUUGAAAUUAACAAGGCAUUAACAAAGGAUCCCCAGGAUUAUCCUGACAAAAAAAGCCUGCCUCACGUACAUGUUGCCCUCUGGAUAAAUUCUCAAGGAGGUAGGAAGGUGAAAGCUGGAGAUACCGUAUCGUAUGUCAUCUGUCAGGAUGGGUCAAAUCACAGCGCAAGUCAGAGGGCCUAUGCACCUGAGCAGCUGCAGAAACAGGACAAUUUAACCAUUGAUACCCAGUACUACCUGGCCCAGCAGAUCCACCCAGUCGUGGCUCGGAUCUGUGAGCCCAUAGAUGGAAUUGAUGCUGUCCUCAUUGCAAUGUGGUUAGGACUUGAUCCCACCCAAUUUCGAGUUCAUCAUUAUCUUAAAGAGGAAGAGAAUGAUGAUCUACGUGGUGGCCUAGCACAGCUCACUGAUGAAGAGAAAUACAGGGACUGUGAGAGAUUCAAAUGUCCAUGCCCUGCGUGUGGAACUGAGAAUAUUUACGAUAGUGUCUUCGAGGGUUCGGGAACCGAUAUGGAGCCCAGCUUGUAUCGUUGCAGUAACAUCAACUGUAAGGAUUCACCCCUGAACUUUAUGGUACAGCUGAACAACAAACUGAUCUUGGACAUUAGACGUUGCAUUAAGAAAUACUAUGAAGGCUGGUUGAUUUGUGAGGAGCCAACAUGUCGAAAUCGAACUCGGCGCCUCCCUCUUCAGUUCUCCCGAAAUGGACCUCUCUGCCAGGUCUGCAUGAAAGCUACACUUCGACCAGAGUAUUCUGACAAGUCCCUGUAUACCCAGCUGUGCUUUUACCGGUACAUUUUUGAUGUGGACUGUGCACUGGAGAAACUUAUUACCGAUCAUGAGAAAGAUAAAUUGAAGAAGACUUUUCUUACCCCCAAAGUUUCUGAUGACUACAGAAAUCUCAAGAACACGGUAGAGCAUUUCUUGUCCCAAAGUAGCUACACUGAAGUGAACCUCAGCAAACUCUUUGCAGAUUGUGCGGUGAAAUCCUGAGGGCACCCCAGAAGUAGCUGAGGUGCGGGUGGUUGAAAGAAGACUGCAACUCCUUCACCUCCACCAUGGCCCUGACUGCUUCUCCGGCAUCACUUUUCCGGCAUCGCUUUUCCUUUGGGACUGCAUCUUGUGUUUAUGUGGAUGUGGCCUGGGAGGACGAUUAUUAAAGGGACUGCAAAAUGAUUUAAUCUCCCAAGCAACAGAGAAAACGAAAGCGGCCUUCCUAUUACAAUCGACCACGUACCAUUGAAACAUGACCCCGAAGCCCUUCACCAAGCACCUGAAGAGCUAGCUGCUUUGGAUUCGGGACUGGAUUUCCAGGGGGAGGGGUCAGUGAGGGGCAAGAAACUAAUUGAGAGUGGCUGGAAUGCAAGUGACCCCAGGCUUUGCCCCCAGGGACUUCAGCGGAGGUGCCCCCAGAAGGAGAGGCUCAUGGGGCCUGGUAGGAGUGCUAACAUUUUGCCUUUUCACACGCCAAUUAAACCCAGGCUGAACCCAAGUGCUUCCCAGCCACAGGCUCCAGGAGUGGCUGUCCUUUUCAGUCUUGUCUUUUAUAUAGGUAGCCGAGGCGGGAGGUUUAGAAGCCUUGCACUCACUAAAUAGAUUAAACAGAGCUUACUUGUUUAUUGAAUUGCUGCAAAGUCCAACACGCACCCUGGGCAGGUGUUUUACAGUCACAUUCCUUUUUUUUUCCUCUUUAAGUAGAAAAUCCAGGUAAAGGUUUAUACAAUAGGAAAGCACAUUUAAAAUAAUUUGAUAUCCUCUAACAUUUCAUUAAAAAUGAAGCUGGGGCAAGAAUCAUUGUGUUUUAUUCACAAAAACUGGGGAGAGGGAUGGUUAAUUGGCCCUGGUCUGUUUUUUCUCAUUUCUUUAGAAUAGUGCACUCUUUGCCAGAAGCUAAACGUAUUUCAACAUAACAGCCUUUCCCUUCUUAUGGUAUUGGUCAGAUUAUACUAACAAUAUUUCCCCCUUUACAAUUAUGCUUUAUUUUUAAAACUAUCUACCUAUGUGUUUUUAUAAAAGAAAAAUAUGCUGUGCUCUUUUACUUAAGAAUAAAGUUUUCUAAA
This is a messenger RNA of Hipposideros armiger (great roundleaf bat), 5852 nucleotides long. RefSeq names its product DNA polymerase alpha 1, catalytic subunit (gene POLA1). Gene Ontology annotation, molecular function: single-stranded DNA binding; DNA replication origin binding; nucleotide binding. NCBI's taxonomy places the organism in Eukaryota, Metazoa, Chordata, Mammalia, Chiroptera, Hipposideridae. Gene Ontology annotation, cellular component: alpha DNA polymerase:primase complex. The transcript is spliced from 37 exons. Gene Ontology annotation, biological process: DNA replication; leading strand elongation; lagging strand elongation. The record is from RefSeq and is a predicted model, not a curated record. The coding region runs from base 493 to 4785 and encodes 1430 amino acids.